AUGUGGUACGAUUCGUGCGCCAAUCUUCCGUCGAGGGACACAUUCGAGUUCGUCCGUCUUUUCGACAUCGAACGUUUUCGCAAUUGGAAUAAGGAGCGUUUGGGCGGUGAUUUGGUCGAAAAGAGGAAUGCGUGUACCGCUUAUCUCAUCGAUAUGGUAAUUUGAUUCAUCGUUUUCCCAAAAACAUUCAGACAAAAUUGCCAGCAAAAAGUGUGUAUCUUUGAAUGAAUAUUGUAGAGUCCUGAGUUAUCCUAGGAGCCUAAAAGUUUGUUUGCACAUAGUCCAGGUCUAGUACCUUAUUUUUGCAAUUGACAACUUUUUGAUAGGACCACUGCCUAGAGUACUGUAGCCCCGGAAAGAGUUUUUAGCGCAUCCCAACUUCACGGGGCUACAGUAUCCCACGUGUUGGUCGUACAAAGAAGUGGUCAACUACAAAAAUAUAGUUCGUAUUUUGUACUGCACUUUUGUAGUUGGCCACUUUUUUGUACGAGCAAUACCCGGGGUACUGUAGCUCCGGGAAGUUGGGAUCAGCUAAGCGCCUUGGAAUUACACAGUACCCCAGGUGUUGGUCGUACAAAAAAGGUGUCAACUACAAAAACAAACGUCUAGAUGUGAAGAAUUUAUGGAAAACAAUUACAUAGACAAAACGGCCACGCGUUAUUCAAUUUGAUUGUCUUGAUUUCAGUUCGGCUGUCGUCCUGGAUAUCCACCAGUCGGAGAGUGAGUUUUCUGAAAUAUUCCAUUUAAUAGUAAUUUCCAAUUUUAAGAUACGAGGAGACCGGAAUGUGCGAUUUGAAAGUGGAGAAUAUUCGAGUCCAAAAUGGGUAAGCUACAUUUAUUUUGUUUCCCAAAAUUCAUAUUCCCGUAGGAAUCGUCUGGAUCUCAACUUUGUCGGAAUUCACAACGUUCCGACCACAUUGUUAGCGAAAGAAAUCGACGAGGACUUCGGAAAAGUGUUUGAAAAAUUGAUCGAAAUCGCCGUGGAGCACGGGCGGUAUCAGGGAACGGAUCCCGAUAAACAGACAGUUUUCAAUCAGGUAAGAACAUUUGUAUUGAGAAAAAAGGUGCAAUUCUUCUUCUACUAAGAAAAAGUAUUGAUUUUUAUGAAACAUGUUAUGUUCUUCUAUAACUUCUAAAUAUGGCUGACUAUUGAGAAAAGCAUUUCUUGCAAAAGAAUUCUCGCAGAGAAAAGUUCCAUUUUUUGGUCGAAAUUGAUGCAAAUUGAAAAAGUUGAAUCGCUUUUUCAGUGGAACGUGUUCUACGAUUACCUCUUCUCGUUCAAUCGAUCGCUGACUCCUCGCACGUUCCGAUUGUUUCACGCGAGUCGAAUUGUGGAGCAAAGUCUGCAAAAAUCCGAGGAUCGCGUGGUUCGGGGGGACAAUGUCUUGGGCCGGCGGAUUCUGAACGAGGCAGUCGAAAAGGCGGCCGGUUUUCUGAAUCACCGGACGAUCGAGUACACGAGAAUCAUGUACGUCGACCCGAGAAUCAUCGCUGUUUGGCUCAAAAAGCACGGACUGCCAAUGGAUGUGAGUUUUUUUUUAUUGGCCACGAUUCGAAACUAUUAUACAAGUUUUGGAAACAAUCAUACACGGUCUCCAGAGCUGACAAUGGGCACGCAAGUGCGCCCCGCCCAAUAGAGCGAUACAUUGGCGCGAAAUUCAAAUUUUAACAGCAAAUUUUGUGUUUUUUUGCCAGAUUAGCCACGAAAAACCGAUAAUUUCUGAUUUGUCUCUCGAUAGACCGAUUGUAUAGGCCAUUACGAAUUUUUUAAGGGCAAGAGCGUUAAAUUUGGUCAAGUCGCAAAUCACAUUUAUCCGUUUGAAGGUUUUUGGCUAAAACUGAGUGAAUUUCAGUUGCUUUUCGGUAAUUUUCGCGGUUCGAGCGCUCAAAAUGCUUGUAUUUACGUGAUUUAUCAUUCUCAAAACCAAUUCUGUCGGAAAACGGUCAAGAAAGCGCAAAAUGAGAAGUGCGGUUUUUAGGCGGCGAUCGGCGGCGAAGGCGAAAAAGCAAAGACCGCGAAAAAUGGGCCAAAACCUCAUUAAUUCUGAGAAUUAGUGUGUUUUCAUGCCGAACAAUCAUUUUUCACCGCCGUUAAUCACAAAAAUCAGAGAAAACCUGCUCAAUUCAUGAAAAUGCCAUUUGGCCGCCGAGGCCACGCCCAUAUUGUCAGCUCUGGAGACCGUGAUCAUCGAUUUUCCGGAUUAUUUAAUUAGAAAACUGUUUUUUUUGCGUUGAAAUUAGCGAGAAUAAGUCGCUCUGGGAACUCGAUCGCAAUCUAAUUAGAAAACUUCGCAAUCUAAUACGAACUCGUUUGAAAUAGAAUUUGCUUCAAUUAGAUUGCAAAAUCUUCUAAUUAGAUUGCAAUCACUGCAAUUUUUCUAAUUAGAUUGCAAUGUUUUCUAAUUAGAUUGCAAUUUUUUCUUAUUAGAUUGCAAUUCAGAAAAAAUAUAUUGUAAUCUAAUACGAUUUUACUGGAACUUCAAUUAAAUCUGAUUAGAUUGCGAAAUAGAGCUUUUUCUUAUUAGAUUGCAAACUCUUCUAAUUAGAUUGCAAUCGAGUUUCCAGAGCGGAAAACGUAUUCUGUUUUAAUUACGAAAACGCACGAGCUUGGAGCACAUUUGACUCAAAAAUCAUGUCUUGAAAUGUUGUGUUUUUGCAGAUGCUCGAGAAACCGUUCAAAUGGGCGGUCGACGAAAUCGAAGCGGCUCAGAAGCCUUUCAAAUUCGAGAAAAUCGAAGAACAGUAA
This is a messenger RNA of Caenorhabditis sp. 36 PRJEB53466, 2746 nucleotides long. The record is from the annotation of a GenBank genome assembly. Lineage: Eukaryota; Metazoa; Nematoda; Chromadorea; Rhabditida; Rhabditidae.